This is a messenger RNA of Paraglomus occultum, 1050 nucleotides long. Lineage: Eukaryota; Fungi; Glomeromycota; Glomeromycetes; Paraglomerales; Paraglomeraceae. The record is from the annotation of a GenBank genome assembly.
AUGGCCUACCAAUCUUCACAAAACCAAACUUACUUCCCACAACAACAGUCCUCUUAUCCACAAUAUUCUCAAGAGGGAUACGGCGACAACACAAAUUACAGUGGACACGACGCUUCAUAUGGCCACGAUACCUCAUACGGCCACAAUACCUCAUACGGCCACGAUACUUCAUAUGGCCAAAACACAUCAUAUAAUAACGGUUAUUCAUCACCCAAAGGUGUCUACCCGCCCCCGACAUCCUACACACAAAAUCCCUACGAUACUCCAUUUGAUGACCCACAACAACCGCCAAAAAACUAUUACUCGUCAGGAUACCCAACCGAUUACAACCUAACGCCAGACGAUUACGCAUCUACUGUACAGUUACACAAUGAUGGACGAGACGCACCGGUUCCGUCCAAACCAUCCGAUUAUGGCGGGAGAGACUCGAUGUUAGAGUCAAAAGAAUAUGGUUCGCCCCUCGACCGAGGGAAGAAGGAAAAGAAGAAGUACAAGUUCAUGAUUAUCACAGUGUUUGUGCUCGGAAAGAAACCUACAGUUCAGUUCUUGGGAACGACACCACCGCCUGAUGGAAAGCCGUCGUAUGUAAAUAAGGGUGCCGCAUUAGAUUUUAACUUGGGACUUCGGUUUAAUGUCAUAAAUCCAAACAUCAUUGGGGCGACGUUCUCCAGGAUCCAAGCUACGGCAUUCUAUCCUAAUCAUACUACCGCGAUUGGAGGUGGUUCUAAAGACAACGUAGAGAUCAAGGCCAAAUCUAAUACGACGUUGAAUUUCCCCUUCUCAAUCAACUAUAAUUCAACAGAAGAUCCUAAUCUGGAAAUCAUCAGUGAUAUAGUCAAGAAAUGUGGUCUUGCUGGUGGCCCAAAGCAACCAAUUCAAAUCAAUUAUACGUUGAAACUCAGCCUGAAAGUACUAGGAAUCCCUAUCACAGUUAGUUCUGAUCGCGACACAAAAAUUGAUUGUCCAAUUCAGGAUGGAAAAGUACCAGCAAUACCUGGUCUUGAUAUCGGAUCCCUGGGCAAUUCGAUACCCCAGAAAAUAAAAUCCUAG